Molecule: messenger RNA, 1203 nt
Organism: Cuscuta epithymum
Lineage: Eukaryota; Viridiplantae; Streptophyta; Magnoliopsida; Solanales; Convolvulaceae
Source: the annotation of a GenBank genome assembly
CCUACCGUUAGGCCCUGAGGUCUCGGCGGCAUGGAGUGAUGGAGCACUGGACGGGGGAGGUAGUAUUUGUUUGUACGGGGUUUGACCUGUGUUUUCCCGAGAAGCUCAAUGACCAUAUUGAGCCUGAGUGGCUGCUUUCCCGGUGCUUUACUAUCUCGUAACCAUACCACUUCAUUUGGCACCAAAAAUUCAAGACCGUCUAGCAGUGUUGUGAUUAAGGUGGCACUUACUCUUACUAGCCGACGAAUUGGAGGUUCUUCGUGCGGCCGUUCCUUUACAGUAGCGUGUCUGGGCGAUGGAGCUAUUAGAAUCACGGAUAUCAUCCAUAACAAGGUUUUGAUAGCUGCUGCUUUAUCUGCUGCAGUCGGGCAACUUUCUAAACCUUUUACGUCAGCCAUAUUUCAUGGGCAAGAUUUUGAUAUCAGGGAAGCCUUUCAGUCUGGAGGGUUCCCUUCGACGCACUCCUCUGUGAGACAUUUUAGCCUUUCUUCCCUAGGCAGCUGUUGCAACAGCCACUUCCAUUGGCCUGGAAAGGGGUUUCUCUGACGCAGUAUUUGGUUUAGCAGUUGUUUAUGCUGGCAUUGUCAUGUACGAUGCACAGGGGGUUAGAAGGGAAGUCGGAGUCCAUGGAAAAGUACUAAACCGGGUUUUGUUAGAGACUUGUUUAGAUCAAAGUUCCUCCAAUGAUGUUCCUUUGACUGAUAAUUUGCAACCAAAAUCAACGUCAAAUGUUCAGAUUCUUGAGCCUUGCUUAUACGAGGAAUUGAGUUCUUUGGAACCAUUGAAAAAGAGUGCCACUGUGUUUGCUACCUCUGGUGCUGAAAGUGGUUCAAAACCAUUGAAGUAUUCUGAGCUGAAAGAAUCGAUUGGUCACUCAGAGAUUGAGGUCAUAGCUGGUGCUUUAUUGGGGUUCUUGGUUAGUGUAGCUCUUUUCAGUUUUCAUAUUUGAAAGGGUGAAGACCUCUAUUAAUUCCAGAGGGUAUGUUUUUGACAAUCUUGUAUGCUUUUGUCAUCUAAGAAUGAUUUUUACUCCACUUUUAAAAUCUUGAGCCUAAAAGAGCUCACUUAUAAAUUAAAUGGCACUUGUACUCUGCAUAACAUUUGAAAAGUUGUCUUUUCAUAAUCCAUUGUCUCAUCUUACAAGUUUUAUUUGUUUGUUUCUUGUACCUUCAACUAUUUGAAUUUUCCCUUUUUGAAAUCCAU